Messenger RNA from Spodoptera frugiperda (fall armyworm), 649 nucleotides. RefSeq lists its product as uncharacterized. The transcript is spliced from 4 exons. Lineage: Eukaryota; Metazoa; Arthropoda; Insecta; Lepidoptera; Noctuidae. Bases 26 to 550 code for a protein of 174 amino acids. The record is from RefSeq and is a predicted model, not a curated record.
GAUAUAAUGUAUUUCAUGCCUAGACAUGAUGUUUGAGCGACUGGUGUUACUGUUUCUUCUUUUCAUCUGCUGUUUAUAUUCUUUUAAUUGUCUCAUUGUUAUACCAGAGCGAGUUCUGGUGAGGGAUGUGAAUGAGAAUUAUUUGAAAUAUGUGACAGCCACCGUCCGGAGGAUCAGCAAGAGAGGCGAGUACGUGGUCAACGUCGAUGUUUAUACCAAAAUCGUCCUUGCGAAUAAUGUUUCGAUGCAAAUAAACCUGUACGAAUACAACAGUAAAUACAACCAAUACGUCCUUACUCCGAUGAUGUUCAACUACAAAUGGUGUGAACUUGUGUUGCACGAUCAAUGGUUUGGUUCUUUGCUACGAAGGAAUGGGCUCACUGUUUGUCCUACUCCAGUGGGUCGUAUCGUAUUACCGAAUAUGACACUGAGUGGUAGCUUUCCAUUCAAAGUGCCCUUUAAAAGGGGCAAGUUUGAUACGAUAUGGAAACUGGAGGCGACCAAUGAAGUGAUAGGCUGCAUUGACACAUUUGUGACCCUUUUAAAAUAAUGGUCUAUAUUAUGCACAUGAAGAAAAGCACAGAAAAUUGAGAAGAAUUUCUUGUUGAUAUGCAUUAAAUAAAGAUUUAAACAAAAAGUAAUUUUAUUU